Ostreococcus tauri is the source of this 1722-nucleotide messenger RNA. RefSeq names its product Harbinger transposase-derived nuclease. The transcript has a single exon. The record is from RefSeq and is a predicted model, not a curated record. The coding region runs from base 1 to 1722 and encodes 573 amino acids. NCBI's taxonomy places the organism in Eukaryota, Viridiplantae, Chlorophyta, Mamiellophyceae, Mamiellales, Bathycoccaceae.
AUGUACGCGGGUGGUUGGCGAUUGCGGUCACGACGUCAGUCGCGGGCGCGUAGGCUGCGGACGUCGCGCCGUGUGAGUCACGCGAUGGUGAGGCGACGCGCGGAGACGGUGCGUCGUCUCGCCGUCAUCCACACCGCUCUUCUUACUGGAUCCUUCAGUGACGAGGACGACGAUGAGGACGUGUCAUCGCAAGAGGAUGUUGACGCCGGCUCCCAGCAGGCGUUUCGACGUCCAAGGCAGGUUUUCUUGCGGGAGCGGCCGCGCUUUCGUGACCGCCAGGGCCACGCGCGCUGGUAUGGCGAAUGGGGUACGGGCUUCUGGCACCAGUACAUCGACCGCGAGAACGUCGAGAGCCAUCCGUUGCUGUUGGACGAGUUCGAGGAGAGAUUUCGAAUUCCUCACGAGUUGUUCUGCGAUUUCGAGGAUGAAAUGACGACAGCAGGGGUUUUCCGGAAGCGAACGAGAAGUGCGAGUGUGCCUCCUCGGCUAUUGCUCAUGGCGAGCUUCAAGCGUCUCGCGAGUGGUGCGCACUGGCCGACUAUAGCGGAGUGUGCAUUCGUGUCCGUACCUGUCCUCAGAGAGUUCUUCACGCGGAAGUUCGCCCCGUACUUCUCGAGUGACGCGUAUUACUCGAGGCACGUGCACUAUCCGAAAACACUGGACAGUAUACGCGCAACGGAGCGCGUGUAUCGCGCGCAGGGUUUUCCAGGUUGCGUCGGUAGUGUAGACGUUGUCCACAUGCCUUGGGAUGCUGCACCCGCUGUGACCAAUCGAAUGUUUUAUAACGGGCGCAAGGGUGCAGCAACGUACGCGAGUGUCGUCACAGUCGAUAAUGACUGCAUCGUGCUACACGCGACGCGUGUAGGUCCCGGGGCGUCGAACGAUAAAACUCUUAUCUUAGAUGAUGAGUACCACAACGCACUGCAAACAAACACGCUGUAUUCGGACUACGAGUAUGAUUUACUUGAUGUGUCUGGAAACACUGUCACGGCGAAAGGAGUGUAUACGAUAUGUGAUGGUGGUUUCAACACGCACUGUACGAAAAUGGCGACAAUCUCCGCCCCGACGGAGUUCGAGUAUGCAUGGAACGAGAGACUGGAGUCAGUGAGAAAAGAUGUUGAGAGGUGUUUUGGGCAACUGAAAAAACGAUUUCAAAUACUACGAAUACCGUCGCUUACUCGUGACUUCGAGCAAAUCAAAAAUACGUGGCGCACGUGUCUUGUUUUACACAACAUACUCACACGGCGACGGUUGUUGCGAGAUUACAACUCUCGGCUAGAGGCUGUGAAUGUGGGAGAUUUUGAAGAGCAAGAUGCCGCUGUGGUCCAGGUGUGGCACGAGCGUGACGUGGAGGACGCGGAAUAUUACGCGCAUCGUUUGGCUGAGCGGCGGGACAGAAACGCAGGACACCCUGCGGAAGUUGUCGAUGCCGUCGUACACACGGAUGACACAGCACUGGACAGGAGAAUAGCAAGGGCUCGAAUGAUUCAACGGACUACUUCGCACCUUGACGCUACGCGUGUAGAAGAGCUUGAAGCGUAUAGGACACGCCAGAACAGCUUGAUAAUUCAUUUCAACAGUCUUACAAAACUUGGUGGGGUAGACCACCUACAUGCCACUCGUCGAAGAGUAGUCUGGAGUGACAAUGGAGAGAUAGUACACUUGCAAUUCAGUCAGCGGUUUUCGCCCGGAAUUGCCAACUCGUCCGCUCUGAGGACCUGA